This is a messenger RNA of Cygnus olor (mute swan), 1237 nucleotides long. It is a transcript of the gene TNNT2, whose product is annotated as troponin T2, cardiac type. The coding region runs from base 120 to 1028 and encodes 302 amino acids. Gene Ontology annotation, biological process: regulation of muscle contraction; cardiac muscle contraction; sarcomere organization. The record is from RefSeq and is a predicted model, not a curated record. Gene Ontology annotation, cellular component: troponin complex. Gene Ontology annotation, molecular function: tropomyosin binding; troponin C binding; troponin I binding. The transcript has 18 exons. Lineage: Eukaryota; Metazoa; Chordata; Aves; Anseriformes; Anatidae.
GGUGGGCGCUGGGGGCCCCUUAAAGCCUCUGCCCCCCAAGGAGCACACCCCAGACACCCGCCGGCUCCCCCGCAGCUCCGUGGGACCUCACCUGCGCCCCACAGCAGAGAUAACCAAGCAUGUCGGACUCUGAAGAGGUCAUCGAAGAGUAUGAGCAGGAGCAGGAAGAGGAGUACGUGGAAGAAGAAGAGGAAGAAUGGAUUGAGGAAGAAGACGGUCAGGAAGAACAGGUAGAGGAGGCAGAAGAGGAGACUGACGAAACCAAGGCAGAAGAACAAGAAGAUGAAACAAAAGCACCAGGAGAAGGUGGAGAGGGAGACCGAGAUCAGGAGCCUGGGGAAGGUGAAUCAAAGCCCAAACCCAAGCCCUUCAUGCCAAACCUGGUGCCUCCCAAAAUCCCCGAUGGCGAGCGCCUGGAUUUUGAUGACAUCCACCGCAAGCGCAUGGAGAAGGACCUGAAUGAACUGCAGGCCCUCAUCGAAGCCCACUUUGAGAGCAGGAAGAAGGAAGAAGAGGAGCUCAUCUCCCUCAAGGACAGGAUUGAGCAGCGGCGGGCGGAGAGGGCAGAGCAGCAGCGGAUCCGCAGCGAGAGGGAGAAGGAGCGCCAAGCCCGCAUGGCCGAGGAGAGAGCUCGCAAAGAGGAAGAGGAGGCCCGGAAGAAGGCCGAGGAGGAAGCCCGAAAGAAAAAAGCUUUCUCCAACAUGCUGCAUUUUGGAGGUUACAUGCAAAAGUCAGAGAAAAAGGGGGGGAAGAAGCAAACGGAGCGGGAGAAGAAGAAGAAGAUCCUCAGCGAGCGGCGGAAGCCCCUGAACAUCGACCACCUCAGUGAAGACAAGCUGAGGGACAAAGCCAAGGAGCUGUGGCAAACCAUCCGCGACCUGGAGGCUGAGAAAUUUGACCUGCAGGAAAAGUUCAAGCGGCAGAAAUACGAGAUCAACGUCCUCCGAAACCGCGUUAGUGACCACCAGAAGGUCAAAGGGUCGAAGGCUGCCCGUGGGAAGACCAUGGUGGGCGGCCGGUGGAAAUAGAUGGCUCAGAAGGCAGAGGUGAGGCUCGGCCUUGGCGAGCUGCCUGCCCCGCGCCAUGGGGCCUGCCCCGCGCCCGCCGCCCCACUGCGCGGCGCUCGCAGGGGCCUUGCUGCAGGCACGGCGCGGUCUGGGUGGGCAGAGGCUUCACGAGGUGCUGCUUCUCAUCUCCACGCCCCCGAAUGAUGUUGUGUCUGUAAAUAAAGAGAGUG